CCACUAAAACCCUAACAAGCCCCUCACUCCUCGUCGCCGAAACCCUUACUCGCCCCCGCCCCCGCCUCCCGCCGCCAAACACCCAUCGCCAUGCGACCACCGAGAGGCGGCGGAGGUUUCCGCGGACGCGGCGGCGACCGAGGUGGCCGCUUCGGUGGAGGCGGCCGCGGCGGCGGCGGCAGGGGCCGCUUCGGUGGAGGCGGAGGCGGGUUCCGCGACGAGGGCCCUCCAGCCGAGGUCGUCGAGGUGUCGACGUUCCUGCACGCGUGCGAGGGGGACGCGGUAACGAAGCUGACGAACGAGAAAGUGCCCUACUUCAACGCGCCCAUAUACCUCCAGAACAAGACCCAGAUCGGCAAAGUCGACGAGAUCUUCGGCCCCAUCAACGAAUCAUAUUUCUCGGUCAAGAUGUUUGAGGGAGUCAUUGCAACAUCUUACAACGAAGGUGACAAGUUCUUCAUUGACCCCAUGAAGCUGCUGCCCCUCUCACGCUUCCUGCCGCAGCCAAAGGGCUUGACUCCAAGAGGUGGUGGUCGAGGUGGAAGAGGUGGUGGUCGUGGUGGAUUUGGUGGCCGUGGUGGAUUCCGUGGAAGAGGUGCACCAAGGGGUCGUGGACCUCCCAGGGGUGGAGGGCGUGGUUUCAGAGGACGAGGCAGAUUCUAGGAUGUAGUUUUAAGUUUGCUGUUUGUUGAAACAUGAUGCUCUACAUUAUCUGUUCAGCUGGAAACAUUAUGCUAAGUCAGCUGUGAGCGCACUUUGUGUGGAAAUUGAAUUCUUUGUGAAACAAAGUCUUGUAUCUCUUUCUUAGUCAUGCAUUCAUUGUGGAACAAAGUCUUUGUAUCUCUUCCUAAGUCAUGCAUUGAUUGUUAAACGCUUUUC
Molecule: messenger RNA, 879 nt
Organism: Triticum urartu
Lineage: Eukaryota; Viridiplantae; Streptophyta; Magnoliopsida; Poales; Poaceae
Product: putative H/ACA ribonucleoprotein complex subunit 1-like protein 1
Biological process (GO): snoRNA guided rRNA pseudouridine synthesis; ribosome biogenesis
Cellular component (GO): box H/ACA snoRNP complex
Molecular function (GO): box H/ACA snoRNA binding
Source: RefSeq, a predicted model, not a curated record